CGUUCGAUUGCUUGUACAUACAUUAUAGGUAAACAGAAUGGGAAACGCACGUACACAAACGACUGAACUCAUGUGCCGUCUGACAAAAAAUCUCACAAGCAGUAAAUCAAUAUAAUAUUUCGUAUACUAUAAGCGGUGCAUCAAAAUGGCGCUGGAGACAUGGAAUAGUGUGCUAAGAUCAGGGCUUCUCUUCGUACUCUGCACAUAUACACUUAUUGCUGGUAGUAGGGAUUCCAUUCGCCUCCUUGGGGGAGCUUCGGAUAAAGAGGGAUUCGUGCAGGUCAACGUCAGAGGUGUUUGGAAGGCCAUCUGCAGAACCGAGUGGGACGCACUGGAUGCUCUGGUGGUCUGCAGAGAACUGGGAUUUGCUGAUGGAUAUGUACAGGUUUGGAGAGAAGGCAUUCUAAGCCGGGGUUACCAUGCCAAUAACUCCUUAGUCACAGUCACGCCAACACCAACGCCGCACUACUCUAUCGAGGGAAACGAAUUCGCCUGCAACGGCACGGAAAAUUCGUUGUUAUCCUGCAAAUACAACAGGGCGAGUUCCUAUUGUAUAGGCCAUGCUGGAGUCGCAUGUGGUGUCACCACCAAAGAAUACGGAGCAUUGUUGGCUGAUUCACUGUCCACGCACGGCGGUCGUUAUGUAGACUACACUGUCCCCACAUUUUCGGGGAAAUCGACUGGCCGGGUGUUGUCUCCAGAUUUGAAUAGCUAUCAACCUGUGUAUAAAGCCGACAGAGUUCACGUUACAGGCGGUGUAUGUAACAUGGACAAGAUGGCGGCAAUGUUGAUAUGUGGCGAUCAAGGGUAUCCCAAUGGUGGCAAGGUAAUCCACUUGCCACCAAUACCCAACCUACCUAAGCUGAUUCACACAUUAACUUGUAUUGGAGCUACACGUCUGUGGGAAUGUGACGUGGUAUAUACAGAGGAGGGGUUGUGUCCUGAUGGUGUUCAGUACAAUAGCGUCGAGUGUUACACAAAGUUGCAACCAUCUGUCUUCGGGUCCUUGGCUUUCCUCGGUGUGGCUUCUAUUCUUAUCCUCAUUGCUGGUGCGUUUGGCGUGUCGAGGAUUUUGCGGAAACCAAAAACGUUAUCAGUUCCUCACCCCGAAUCCCAUGAACACUCCUGAUGAAUGAUACGAAGCUGUUUACUCCUACAAACCGAAGUGUUUGUGUCUCAUUUUCAAUAGAGCAAAAAUUGCUAGUGCAAACUCCUGGACAUUACCACUACAGCAGCACUCAGCGAACAACUUUUCCAAAUACAUCGGUUACACCAACGAAACCGACGCAAGACCACAACAGGUAGCACCAAAAACUACAUCGAAUGGCGAAUAAGGUAAGCCUGGAGUUUGUGUGGAGCCGGAUUAGCGUUGUCACUGACGUGUACGACAAUAAUGUAUACUACCCACUGGACUACUGGUUAUCCGGCACAUGUUCGCUAGAGUCAGGUAAUGAGAUGAUAAUAUCACGUUUAGAGAUUACCUUAGUAAUGAAGCAACAGACUCUAUGUUUUGGAAACCGAUUAAAAAUUUUGAGGUUCAAGAUCUUUUAUUCACUUUGAAUCUAAAGAAAACAUGUGGUUACGAUAAUAUUCCAGCUAGAUUGCUAAAAGAUAUGAUUUUUCUUUUUAGUUGCAAGACCAUUGGCUUAUUUUUUAAACCAAUUAUUCGUGCUGGGUCUUGUUCCAGAGGCGAUGAAAGUAGCUAAAGUAACACCUAUUUCUAAAAAGGGGGUGAGAGAAAUACCAAGUAAUUACCGACCAAUCUAAGUGUUGCCUUUGUUGGCAAAGCUAUGUGAGAAAUUAAUAUAUAAGAGGCUACUUGAUUAUCUUGAAAUAAAUAGUGUCUUGUAUAACCACGAAUAUGAUUUUCGUAAACACUACAGUACAAAGUUGUCGUUAAUGAAUUUAAAUAAUGAUGUAAAAUCGUUGGAUAAGGGUAGGAUCACCCUAGACGUAUUCCCAGAUUUUCAGAAAGCUUUUGAUACGAUAGACAGCACAAUACUGGUUAUUAGGGGACUGCUACUUCAGUAGUUUAAAGAUUAUCUUUAUGAAAGAUUUCAGUGUGUUAAUUCUGAUGGACAUGGUUCAUUACUACAUUUAACAUUUAUUUCCUUUCGGGCACAUUCAAAACCAAUAUUCCAGGAGUUAAAAUUAUUGAAUGUGUAUCAACUAUAUAAACUAUAUAUCUAUUUGUGUUUUAUGCAUCAAUUAUUGAAUAAUAGAUUGCCACAGUCCCCUAUUUAGUACGGCUCUUUCGUACAGCACAGAUAUGAGACAAGACAAAGAAAAAAUAUAAAAAAUAAGUAUGCCUAAAGUAAGGACAACGCAAGGUACAUUUUCUGUGUCAUACAGAGGCAUAUGCUUCUGGAAUGAUUUACCUUUGUUCCUACGGGGAAAAAAGCUUAUUUUUUUGUUUUCGUAGUACUCUAACUGCACAAAUGUUAAUAUAAUAACUGUGUUCACCUUUUAACCAAGCUUCUUUCCUUUAUUAGACAUUAAACAUAAACUCUAUAUUUGUAGACAGUUAUCAUAUUUAACUGUAUUAUCUUAUACGGAAUGUCUAUUUAUAUUCGUUUAGGCUUUGUACUAAACAAACACGUAUUAUGUGUAAUAUAUACAUGGCAUAGUAUGUAGCUUAAGUAUAAACAUGUACCUGUAUUCAAUAAGUCAUAUUUAUUUGUAUAUACAUUUAUUUAUCUAUAUAUAUAUAUAUAUGUACACACAUUGUUAUAUGUUAAGAUACUGUACUUUAAAGGUACCAGACAUGAUUAGCAUUUUAUGCUUUUUUAUGGUCCCUAUUAUUCAUUCCAGAUAUUUGUUAAAGAUACUGUAUUUGAACGUUUUGAUAAUAAAACUUCAACUCAAACUCACUGUAUCCGGAAUGGAUUUAACUCCAAAGAAAGUGUUCCGUAUGACAAAAAGGGGGCUUUCACUCUUCUGUAUUAGAUUAGUUGUGCAGUGUCUAAAUUAACAUAAGAAGUAUUAUAUUUUGCCUAUUUUCGUUGUUGCAAGGUUCUUCGAAAUAAAUUUGUUAUUACUUGUAUUUUUUCAUUUUGAAAAUUAUGUAGAUAGAUUUAUGAUGUGCCUAUGAUUCGUCAGAGUUAUCUAUGUAGGUAUUUUGUGUUGUACAUCUAUUUAAUUUAUAGCAAAACUUUAUUACAUAUCUAGUACUAGUUAGAUUGUUAUAAAUCCUGAAUACGGAAGUGAUAGUGAAAAGGAUUUUUUUUUUUUACAUUUUUACAAUUUUUACCAAUAAAUACAUGUAGUUUUUA
This is a messenger RNA of Strongylocentrotus purpuratus (purple sea urchin), 3272 nucleotides long. RefSeq names its product lysyl oxidase homolog 2. The coding region runs from base 146 to 1129 and encodes 327 amino acids. NCBI's taxonomy places the organism in Eukaryota, Metazoa, Echinodermata, Echinoidea, Camarodonta, Strongylocentrotidae. Gene Ontology annotation, cellular component: membrane. The transcript is spliced from 5 exons. The record is from RefSeq and is a predicted model, not a curated record.